Mugil cephalus (flathead mullet) is the source of this 3146-nucleotide messenger RNA. RefSeq lists its product as uncharacterized. The transcript is spliced from 4 exons. The record is from RefSeq and is a predicted model, not a curated record. The coding region runs from base 1284 to 2555 and encodes 423 amino acids. Lineage: Eukaryota; Metazoa; Chordata; Actinopteri; Mugiliformes; Mugilidae.
UGACCCCUCAAAUCAGGGGGGUCAAACUAAUUUUAGUUCAGGGGCCACACACAGUCCAGUGUAAUCUCAGACGGGCUGCACCAGUAACAUAAUAGCGCCUAUAAAUAACAACAACUUGAGAUAUUUCUGUUUGUCUUAGUGCAAAGAAGAACAAGAAAUGUAUGAAAAUACAUUUAAUGUACCACCUGAAAUUUCUUAACAAAGGACCAUUUCUGGCACAUUGCUGCCACCUGCUGUUUAGUUCUGAGUGUCAGUGACGUCUACAGCUCUUACUAAAACAGUGCGACCCCUAGUGGAGAAAUUAUGAAUAGCAGUCACUUUUAUUGAAAAUUUGCAGCUAAUGUUCAUCCCAUGGGCCAGACUGGACCCUCUGGACUGUAUGUUUGACACCCCUGUCAUACACUGAACAAUCUUUACCAUAGACAGAUCACCACUGUUUAAAUAUGUAGGUGUGUGACAUACGGUGUUUAUUCAGCUGUCAGUUGAAGAUGAGGUCAAGAACCACUGUUAAACUGUAUUUGUCAAAGCGUGUCCUCUGUAUUUGUGUGUGGAACUGUUGUUCAUGUAGAAAAACUGUGGUGAGGCAGCAGCUGACUGUUUGAGAAAUGUUCACGGUCUUGUGAUUUUUUUUCAGAGACAUUUUGUUCUCCUGCUUUCCCAAAAGUGCAAGAGGAGGAUGUUUCUCAGUUGCCACGGUGAGUGAAGUUGGCAAGAGUUUUUUUUUCUUUUUUCUUUUUUUUUCUUUUUCUAAAGGAGCAUGCAUAUGUUAGUAAUGUCGGUAUCUUUUGGGGGGAUUUUCAACCACCCGUCUGCGUGAUGGGCAUGCUGCCUGAGAGAUAGGCUCCUCACAUGACUACAACAGCUAGUCAGGAAACUCUGUGAAACGUUUAUCAGAGAAAACAGAAACGUUACAAGUGAUGUGGCUUAGAUCCUAAUCUGCCGCUCACUGUCUCCUCCUUGACACAUGAGGCCCAGUUCGGUUGAGAGUCUGAUGGGAAACAGGGUGAACUUCACAUUCUCACUUCAGAGCACAGCAAGGCCUGAAUGACUUAGCCAGCGUCAAAGGUGUCAAAAGACUAUAGGUAUGGAAUACCUUUGAUGAAGAUGCGGCACAGAAACCACAUUGCCAGGUGCAAGGAGCGCAGAGUGGGGACAGGCGAGAGGGAGUAGAGGGGCAGUCAUUAUCCCCGUGGGGGUGGAGCAAAGGGGGAGGUGAAGAAAGCGGAUGAGGCAUUUGAAGCUCAUAUUGACAUGCCGCUCUGUAGCUUCCCGUGAGCUCAGCCAUGGAUGGUGUGUUGGAAGAAGCUGCGGUGUUGUGUGCAUGUAAACUGGUCGGCAGCCUCCUGGUCCUGCCCUCGCUGGCCGCCUCCUACAGUCCGGUCAGCUUCUGCUCCUGCUGCCUUCUGAUCUUCACCGACUUCCUGGUCACAGUCUUUCUGAGUUUCCUCCACAUCUUUGAGUCCUGGCUGACUGAACUGACCCCGCAAGGCGACGCGAUCGCCCUGCGCUUCCUGCUCUUUCUCAGCCGCACCUACGGCGCGGUGCUGCUGCUGACCACACCUCUGAUUGCCGUGGAGACUCUGAUCAGAGUGCUUUGGCCUCGCGUCGUCAUCACCGGCGGGACAGCGAGUCAGGCGGACGGCCCUGAUGGACAGAGGUGUUAUGUCGUGGAAAGGGAAGAGGAAGAGGAUGGCACCCAUCCGGAAAAAGACAAGAGGGUGUCUCACGUAGUCAGCUACCUCUGCUGCUUGUCGGUGUGGGUCGUCGUCGCCCUAAAUGUCAAGUGGCGAUGGAGGAUGGAGGAAGAGUGGACUGCUGCCUGUUUGCACACGACCAACUCACUUAUCAAAUGUCUGCCCAACUUGUUCAGCCCCGUGCCCAGUGCUAUGAACCCCUGCUGGGGCAUGGCCUUCCUCUUCUUCCUCCUGCUCCUAGUGAGCAGCAGUGCAGGCCUGCAGAGACGACACAAGGCUGCUGCGCAGGCGGAGGCGGAGGCGGCGCCGGCAGAUAAAGACGCAGCUCACAGUAAAGGUGAAAUUUGUUACUUUCAGGACCUGGAGUCACUGUUGUCUGCAGCAUUCAGACACGUGAAUCCUGGGAUUUCAGCAUCAGAGCUAGUACAGUGUGUUGACCCAGAGAAAACAGAGAGCAGCUGCAGCGUUCCCAGCCAAUAUUCCUGGAACAGCGUGCAGAUGUCGGCGUGUCGCCAUGGCGACUUUGGCCUCGUCUCCCCAGAGUGUUUGUCUGGAAGGAGAGGAGGACAGGAGCACGAAAGGACAAAGAGAGGUAUACCUCUGACAUUUAUCACAGAGGAACACGUGGACUCACAAUACAGGAGCCGGUGUGGGUGGCGACAGAGGGGCUUUCCCUGCCAGGGGGCGAAGGUAAUGAUAGGGUUCGUGUGUGUGCUCUCCAUUUUUGUGCUGCCUCUCAACCUCAGCGUGAAUAUUCUUUUGAUCAGGACUUUAGAGACCAUGCUGGAGCAGUGCAUCGAAUCUUUAACCUCGUCUCCAGCCGGAGACACAUCGACCCCUUACAAGGGGACACUGGUUUAAGGCAGGACUCAAGGGAAGAAAAAACAAAGUGGAUGAGUUUGCAAUCAUCAGAUUGACAUCAAAAGUGUACAGACAUGCAGUCUACCUGUUAACACUGUUCAAAUAGAGUGUAAAUAAACAGCUCUGCGCAGCCAUUCACAUGUGAGAAAUAGUAUGUGGAAACUGCUGAAAGGUGCUGAGGAGGCAGGUUGAGGCGUGCUCGGUGGAGAGACACUAAACCCGGCUGGAACAGAUGGCUGCGAGGCCUUCUUUCCCUGUGCAGAGCAUUAGGAUCAGCAACUAUUUGUCAUUGCACAAGGGGGUUACAAAGCAGACCCCGUCAACUUAAAUAACACUGGUCCAGUGGCAGCCAGUUGUAGCAUGAGGUCUGCCUACGCUGCGCCACAUAACGGCUGCAUGAAACUAUGACUGACGAGUGACUGAAGGCUACAACAUAGGCCGUUGUCUGUCUUUCCACUCUUUGGUGUGUUUUUUUCUGCUCCUCAGAGUAACUCGUGUACUGCACUUUAGUGCUGCUUUUACAGACAGCCACUGUUACUAACUUCUUCUGUGAAAAUGUUAUUUUUCGUAACAUUAAACCUGUUCUUCUCA